AUGCUGCAAACAGUUUGGAAGGAAUUAGGAGUUAAAAAGGGAGUACCAGUGGAACGUUUGCUGCGAUGUAAAUUCCAACAAUUUCGAAUUUUUGCAAUGGUUCAAGAAAUUUUUGAUGCGAAUUAUGACGGUCGUCAGUAUGACGCAUUGCGAGCUAGAAAUAACGAACCACUUCCGGCAAGUUGGACAGCAUCAUCCCGACCAGUUCCAUCAAAAGCUCAUAAGAUUGCCAGAAAUAAUUCUUUUGCACAUCAACGAGAAGAGAGCCAUGUAGUUCUGCGUGAAUAUGAACUGAUGAUUCAGGAAUUAAAGGAGAAUGUAAGAAUACUUCGUAAUCAAAGACAUUUUUAUCACGACAAGGUGCGAAAAUUAAACUGCUUUGUCAGAAUGCUCAGGAUAGCUCUGUUAUUCCGCGCGAAGAAAUCAUGGCAAUUUUAUACGAAACACAGGAAAAUUUUGUCGCCCCGGAUCAGGAAUGCAAUCAAGAAGACAGCUAUUACAUAG
This is a messenger RNA of Brugia pahangi, 504 nucleotides long. Lineage: Eukaryota; Metazoa; Nematoda; Chromadorea; Rhabditida; Onchocercidae. The record is from the annotation of a GenBank genome assembly.